Molecule: messenger RNA, 568 nt
Organism: Aureobasidium subglaciale EXF-2481
Lineage: Eukaryota; Fungi; Ascomycota; Dothideomycetes; Dothideales; Saccotheciaceae
Exons: 3
Coding region: 99-347 (82 amino acids)
Biological process (GO): ribosomal small subunit assembly; translation
Cellular component (GO): cytosolic small ribosomal subunit; ribosome
Molecular function (GO): RNA binding; structural constituent of ribosome
Source: RefSeq, a predicted model, not a curated record
GUCGACCGCGAGCGUACCUGCGAACCAGCACUGUCAAUCAAUCAACCACUUACGCAAAGACUUUUCCAACACAAAAUCGUCAAUUAAACACCGUCAAGAUGGUUCUCGCAGUCGAUCUCCUCAACCCCACCCCUCAGGCCGAGGCCCGUAAGCACAAGCUGAAGAUGCUUGUCCCCGGCCCUCGCUCCUUCUUCAUGGACGUCAAGUGCCCCGGUUGCUUCACCAUCACCACCGUCUUCUCGCACGCCCAGACCGUCGUUGUCUGCGCCGGUUGCUCCCAGGUCCUUUGCCAGCCCACCGGUGGUAAGGCCCGCCUGACCGAGGGCUGCUCUUUCCGCAGAAAGUAAACGACUCGUUGAACCAAAUGAAAAUGAAAAGAAUGUCAUUGGUUUUCGUAACGAGAAGUGCAUGAUGGACGAGGGUUGGACGGACGCAAAUUAUCAAUCAAGCGGAAUGGAAUCCAAUCAAGAUGCACACACAUACCAACAAUGGUCAGCCGCGCGCAUUGUGGAUAGAAGAGGGAAACGCUCUCGCCCCCAAAAAAAGCAACAUGUUUCAUGACCCAAAC